Messenger RNA from Cooperia oncophora, 1695 nucleotides. Lineage: Eukaryota; Metazoa; Nematoda; Chromadorea; Rhabditida; Trichostrongylidae. The record is from the annotation of a GenBank genome assembly.
AUGACUUCGGGUGCAAUAAGGAAGCAAGGAUUUCUCUAUAAUUUGCUCGUCACGCACAUCUUCUUCCCGUUCAUCAACAGGUUUCUAAAGAGCAUUGUUGACAAAACCAGUGAGGCUCUGUACAUUGAAGUAACUUCUACUGGUCAUGGCGCCAAAUACGGAAAAGGAGGGACAAAAAGUGCAGUGACGAUGUUCAUCGACAACCCGAUUCAUUUUUGCUGGUUGAUGAUUUUGGACGAAAAAAUGGGACUUGGCGAAGCAUAUAUGGCUGGCGAUUGGCGAGCGGAACCAAAUCCUACAGAAUUCCUCAAGCUUCUCAUCAGAGCAAAGAAGGAGCAAGCAGCUGCUCGAAAAUCCUCGGCGAAACCAUCCAAGGGAAAUUUCUUUGCUACCGUAAUCGGACUGUUGCUGACUUUCGUACGUAAAACGACAGCCGUAAUCAACUAUAUCCAACAUAGAAUCAGAGAUAACACUGUAGCGCAAAGUGCCAAGAAUAUAGAAGAGCACUACGACCUUGGUAACGACAUGUUCGAGCUGUUCCUUGACAAAACCAUGACCUAUUCAUGCGCUCUGUUCAAGGAACCCGGUCAUCGCGUCGAAAAGGUCGAUUUCGAAGAGCUGGAGGAAGCCCAAUUGCGAAAAAUUGACGCUCUCAUCGAUAUGCUUGACCUUAGCGAGAACGACAAAGUGCUUCGAGAUUGGAUGCGGAUGGGGAGCGUUCGCGAUCCGAGCAGUUCAGGUUGCCAAUGGACUGGCUUAACGAUUUCACGUGAACAACUCGCUUUGGCUAAAGACAGAGUAAAGGCUGCUGGUCUCGAGGACAAGAUCGACCUGAGAAUUCAGGACUACAGAUUCGUUCAAGGCUCAUUUACCCGAGUGAUUUCGGUGGAAAUGAUCGAAGCCGUCGGACACGCGUUCCUUCCACAAUAUUUCCAAACCAUCUCGGAUCGAUUGGUUCCUGGAGGAAAAGCGGUUAUCCAGGUACAAUAUAGUUCUAGCGCUGAGUUGAUGACUUCGGGUGCAAUAAGGAAGCAAGGAUUUCUCUAUAAUUUGCUCGUCACGCACAUCUUCUUCCCGUUCAUCAACAGGUUUCUAAAGAGCAUUGUUGACAAAACCAGUGAGGCUCUGUACAUUGAAGUAACUUCUACUGGUCAUGGCGCCAAAUACGGAAAAGGAGGGACAAAAAGUGCAGUGACGAUGUUCAUCGACAACCCGAUUCAUUUUUGCUGGUUGAUGAUUUUGGACGAAAAAAUGGGACUUGGCGAAGCAUAUAUGGCUGGCGAUUGGCGAGCGGAACCAAAUCCUACAGAAUUCCUCAAGCUUCUCAUCAGAGCAAAGAGUUCGUCACAAGGAGAAUGGGCAGGCUGCUCGAAAUCUCGGGCGAAACCACUCCCAAGGAGAAACCUCUUGCGUUACGCCCGUGGUAAUGCGACCUGUUGCUUGAACUGGACUUUCGUACGUAAAACGACAGCCGUAAUCAACUAUAUCCAACAUAGAAUCAGAGAUAACACUGUAGCGCAAAGUGCCAAGAAUAUAGAAGGUACGGUAGCGGAGAUAACACAAAACCCUUCAGAACCCGGUCAUCGCGUCGAAAAGGUGGAUUUUGAAGAGCUGGAGGAAGCCCAAUUGCGAAAAAUUGACGCUCUCAUCGAUAUGCUUGACCUGAGCGAGAACGACCAAGUGCUCGAGAUUUAG